Molecule: messenger RNA, 1170 nt
Organism: Hemicordylus capensis (graceful crag lizard)
Lineage: Eukaryota; Metazoa; Chordata; Lepidosauria; Squamata; Cordylidae
Gene: GPATCH4
Product: G-patch domain containing 4
Exons: 7
Coding region: 77-1006 (309 amino acids)
Biological process (GO): regulation of ribosome biogenesis
Cellular component (GO): nucleolus
Molecular function (GO): nucleic acid binding
Source: RefSeq, a predicted model, not a curated record
GACCUGCGUCACUUCCGCUCAAGGGGGCGGCGCCACGGCUGCUGCUAGCCUGGGCCAAGCGUGCGCUGCCGCCGGGAUGGAGGCGCGGCGGCGGAGCGGGGAGAGCAGCAGCGGCAGCAGCAGCAAAGGGCUGCGCUUUGCGGAGGAGCAGCUGGCGCGCCACGGCUGGAGGAGAGGUCAAGGACUUGGCAAGCGAGAGAACGGGAUUUCGGAAGCCCUGAAAGUCAAAGUGAAGUGUGGCACAGCCGGGGUGGGUCACAACUCGGCGGAGCAGUUCACCUUCCACUGGUGGGACCAUCUCUUCAACGCAUCGGCUGCCAACAUCGCUGUCGAGGCGGGUCAGGAUGGCGUCAAGGUGAAACAGGUCUCCGGGCAGGACAGUGCGAUAACCAACCAAAAGCCUCGUAAAGCGCAAGGGGCCAAGAAUAUGCUGUAUGGCCGCUUCGUGAAGGCAGCCACGCUGACGGCCAGUGGGGAGGAACUGCUGGAGCCGCCUUCCUGUUCCGGCAGCAGCAGCAGCAGCAGCAGCAGCGAAGAGGAUGAAGACGAGAAGCUGGACCUGUCCACGGCCAGGAGGCUGACCGAUGAAGAGCUGGUCCGAGCCUGCGGGGGACGCACGGCCCACAAGGGAGCCCGGCAUGGCUUGAUGAUGAGUGCCAAGUUGGCCCGCUUGGAAGAGCAGGAGAAGGCUUUCUUGGCCAGCCGCAGCCGCCAGGAGGAGGAGGAGGAGCUGGAGCAGCUGGCCUCUGCCUCGGAGAAGGGCCGCCUGGCUGGGAGACGGAAGGAAGCCAAGAAGCAGAAGCAGCAGCAGUGCCACGCGGAGCGGGGAGGCCUUGAGGCUGGGCUCGGCGAGGGGGCGAGGAAGAAGAGGAAGAGGAAGCAGCAGCAGCAGCAGGAGGAGGAACUGCUGGGGGAGAGUGCCGAGCUGCCGGACCCACGGACUGACCGGGGCAGCUGUGGGGGGAAGCGGCGGAAAGCAAAGCGGAAACAGCGGAAGGCAGAAUGAAGGGGGCUCUGCUCUGGGCCUCCCCGGGCGCCUGCCUUGCAGGGGGCCAAGCAGCAGAGCCCCCGCCUGGGUUUUUGCCAAGGAAGGGUGCCUUCCGGGUGUGGCUCCCCCCUCUUGAUGGAGGGCCGGGCAUCCCCAAUAAAGGAGUGCUGGGAAAGGCCGGA